GCCCUGGGGUCGGGCAAGGCGGAUCUUCCUGUUGCGCCUGAGGCCAGACUUAGCUGUUGUCAGCCUCACCCUGGCGAGUGGCACAGCAGUCGGAGCGGGGCAAGCGGCGCUGUUUUCCUGUCAGGUCAGUCAGUGAAGGGGCGAAGUGACUGCGGUCGCUUCGGUCCUGUCGAUUGAGGAGCGCACGUCAGGAUAAGGUGUCAGGCGGUCCUUGCAUUGAAUGCUCCUGCGAUACGGUCGGUUGGCGAGGCGAUCUGGCCAAGGUUGCUUCACUGCGAAGCCUGCCCGAGCUGGGCCUCGGGCGAGUCGAGGGUGUGCCCAUUGCUUGAGGAGGCCCUCGGGCGAGGCGUGAAUCCGCCUAGGUCUACUGUUCCUGCCCGAGGCUGGGCUCGGGCGAGGCGAGAUCGUGUCCCUUGAGUGGACGGAGCCUUGACCUGAAUUGCGCCCAUCAGGCCUCUGCAGCUUGUGCUGAUGGUGAUUACCAGCCGAGUUUAGGAGUCUUGGGGGUACCCCCAAUUAUGGUCCCCGACAAAGAGCAUCUCCAAGAGUGCCCUAAACAGGUGCCUUAUAUUGAAUAUAGGACAAUAUUCGGAAAAAAUGGAGUCCAACAGUGUCUCAUUUUAAUUAAUUUUAUAAAAAAAUAAUAGGGCACAAUUCCUAGUGUCCCAGAUAUGAGGCCUUGAAACAGACUGUCCUUAAAUGGAUGUCAACCGAUUGAAGUUUCAUCUAUUCCUAGUGUCCCAGCCAUAAACAAAUCAGCGCUGCCAUCGUGACCUUCCCAUCCCCACCAGUGUUGUCGCCGCCCUGCCCCUCCCCCAACGCUGACUCCCUGCCUUGCAACCGGCACCGCCCCGCCCUGCCCCGCGAGUUCGCCGUCGCAGUAGCCGACUCCCUGCCCUGCCACCGACAUCGCCCCGCCAUGCCCGCGAGUUCGCCGUCGCAGUGGCUGACUCCCUGCCCUACCACCGGCUUCGCCCCGCCCUGCCCGCGAGUUCGCCGUCACAGUGGCCGACUUCCUGCCCUGCCACCGGCACCGCCCCACCCUACCCCGCAAGUUCGUCGUCGCAGUGGCCGACUCCCUGCCCUGCCACCGGCACCACCUCGCCCUGCCCGCGAGUUCGCCAUCGCAGUCGCCUGCAGAGCGCCGCGAGUUCCCUGUCUUUGCCUGCCCAGCGUCGCUGCACCUCCUCGUCGCCCCGUGAGUUCACCGUCGCAGUUGCAUCUUCUCCAUGCCUCCUCGGAUUCUAGCAUGAUGGACCGAAGGCCAGCGCAAAAAUCCCGUCGGUCUGCAUUGAAUGCCGCCAUAGGUACGAUUUCUGGAGGCUGGCAUCCAUCGUCACAAGAUAAUCGUCGCAGCCCCACGAACGACAGUCAUGCAACACAUGCAAAACCUGAAGCUUCGUCGGUAGCUGCAUCUGUGCAAAACCCUCUAGACAACAGCAUUGAUGCCUCGUGGAUGCUUCCUGAUUACAACAUACUACCCUCCCAAGAUAACUACUAUAGGAAUCUGAUGAACCAAGAUGAUACAGAUAAUUUAGGCUCGGAGGAUUACGUGCAAGUUGAUCCUCUUGUAGCUAAUAUGAAUUCCCAGACAAAACCAAAGGGCCUCUCAAAAAAUUUCACUGAUGAUGAGGACAUUCUACUGUUGUCAGCGUAUCUCAAUGUUAGCAAAGAUCCUAUUGCUGGAAGGGACCAAAAAGAUGGCAGAUUUUGGGAAAGAAUUGAAAAGUAUUAUCAUGUCAAUUUAACAUUUGAAUCGCUCUUCAUUGCAUCAUCGAUGGGGUAUAAUCCAAAAGAAAGUAAGUCUUUCCAAAGUUACUAUGAAGCCAUACAAAGGAAGAAUGAAAGUGGAAAGACAAUGAAUGACAAGAUUGCUGAUGCUAAAGCUAUGUUCCAAACCUUAAGAAAAAAGGCUUUUACUUUGUUUCAUGCUUGGAAUAUUCUUAGACACGAGCCAAAGUGGUCAUCAAUAAAGGACUCCACAAUGGCUACCAAGAAGCUAGAUCCUCACAACGGUAAUGAAGAUGAUGGACAUGACACCCCUAGACCACCAGGAAGGAAAGCCGAGAAAGAUAAAUUGCGAGCACGAAAGCGAGAGGACAAUGACAAUGAUGCAUUGAUGGAAGAACUAAAAAAAUUAGAGAGUCAAGAUUGGAGAUAGAAAAUGAUCGUAAUGCACGAGAAGACAAGUUAUUAGAGCCGGAGAGUAGUAAACUUGAUCUUGAGCGUGAACAACGUGACGACAAGGUGAUGAGAACCGACACAAGUACAAUGGAUGAUGAGUCGAAACAAUAUUUUAAGUUAGUGAAAGAGGAAAUUUUGGCGCGAUGUUUUGGGAGAAAGCAAGAUUGAGGGGUCAUGUUAUUAGAGUUGCUUUUAGUCAUACUGAACAGACUUGUAUUUUUUCUGUCUCUUCAAUAUAGUAUUUUUCCUGAAA
Zea mays is the source of this 2437-nucleotide messenger RNA. RefSeq lists its product as uncharacterized. Lineage: Eukaryota; Viridiplantae; Streptophyta; Magnoliopsida; Poales; Poaceae. The transcript has 3 exons. Bases 920 to 2161 code for a protein of 413 amino acids. The record is from RefSeq and is a predicted model, not a curated record.